CAGGGUUUGGGAAUCUAUUUAUACUCUGUCCCCUUAACACUGCGAGCUCCGCAGCUGCGGCUCUGGCUACAUUUGGAGCGCUCUGCGCGUAAAGGACCAGUGGGGAGGGACCGCGCACAGGCAACAUCUCGCUGAAGAGGAGAUUGAUUUCCACCCCCUCACUAAUGGAUCUAUAAGCAAAGAAAAGCGACAAGUCUCCAAGGCUGAUGGAAUCUGAAUUCUACUCCAAGAAAGUCUGCUAUCCGUGGUUUGUUACAGCUGAACAGUGGAGGUCUGCUGGUCCUUUCUUCAUGCUUUGCAUCUACUUGAGGAGCAGACAAACCCCUGAAUACCUCUGAUGGACAUGGAUGCGACGGAGAACCCAGUCCUGGAGCCCCGAGCAGAGCGGAUUGCCCGCUACAAGGCAGAGCGGAGGCGAGAGCUGGCUGAACGCUUCGGGGGCUCUGAGGAGCUUCCCUCCAAGUGGGUGAGGAGGAAUGGGAAAGAGGAUCCUGAAGCAGUAACCAGGUCUCACAGAGGGGCGUUGAACUCAGACGAUGAAAAUGUAAACGGGAGAACACAAGAAGUUACCAAUGGAAUGGGGGGAGACGCUCCUGCAGAGGUCAACCAUUCGAGAAGGCAGGGUUACCAGGACUCUGCCAGCACGCCGGGUAGGGAGGGGCACCAUGUGUCUGUUGGGCACGAUGCCCCGCAGCUCCGCACUCGGGUGUCGGUGGGCCAGUUGAGAAGCGCCCUUCUGCAGCAGACGGAGAGCGCGGCGCAGCCCGAGAAAGCCCCUGAGACGGGGCGGGCCACAUCCUCCCUGGACCUGGCCGGGAAAACCGGCUCGGACGGGGGCCGGCGGCGCACCCGCCGCUACGUUCCUGGUGGGUCAAGUGGGGGUCGCAAGAGCGGCGAACGCUUCAGGACACAGCCAAUCACAGCCAAUGAGAUGGAGGAGAGCAGCGGGCUGUUGGAUGCAGAAGCGGGGGAUAAAGAGAAAGUGGAUGUAAAAACGGAUGACCGAUCCAGCAUGAGCGUGGCAGCCAAGAUGUCUUUGUUUAAAGAGCUGGAGAAGUCUGCCCCCGAGGCCUCGGCGCCCCUGAGGCCCCGGCCAGCCGGCCCCUGUCCUGAACGCAGGACGCACCGUGGCAACGACGAGCACGCUCUCACGCAGCCAGUCACCUGUGAAGGAAUGGUUGCAGUCAGUGCUCCUCCAGCUCCUGCAGCCCCUCCAGCCCCUCUAGCUCCUGCAGCACCUGCAGCUCCUACAUCUGCGGAGGCCGACUCUGUGCAGGCUGAGCCGGUGGAGGACUCCGAUGAGAGCAGCAAGAUGAGCAUGAGUGAGAAACUGGCCCUUUUCAACAAACUGUCCCUGCCUGGGAGGCAGGGGGCCGGUCCCUCUGACGGGACCCCUGAGAGACGACGGCAGAAGGGGGCCCGGUACCGGACACAGCCCAUCACUGUGGAAGAGGUCGGUCAGCUCCAGACGGGCCCCGUUCAGCUCCCCGCCUUCGGCUUGUCCCCGCUUCUGACUGACAGACAGCAGGCCUCGUCUGUCAACCUGAAACCCAGCGAGGUGCGUCUCUCGCAGCCAAGAGCCGACGCCGGCCCGCACAGAGCCACGCAGCCUGCUACGACCGAGCAGGACCCUCAGCACAGCCCCGAGCCGGCUUUGAAGGGAAUCCUGAAGAAGAGCCGCUCUGCAGGCUCAGAGUGGUACCGGACGGAGGGCGGUCAGCUGGACGCGCCGCUCAGCCACGAGCAGAACGGUGAAGGCGGCGGAGGAGCCGAGAGGACGGAGGACACUGAAAGCCAAGACAUUUCUGCAGCUCCACAGAGGGAGAGACGCGUGGCCUCGGGCGUGGAGGGAGCUGCUGCUCCCUGGAGGCAGAGGGCUCAGAGGAGGGAAACUACUGCCUGUACACCAGUAAAUGCCUUAUCAGACCAGGAUGCUCCUCGGGAGGGGAACCCCUGUCAGAUACCUCAGGAACAGAGCUUUCCCUCCGUGGGAAACAGCUUAGCUGAGACUGCAAGAGUCCAGACUGGGGAAGAGCAGGAGAGUGUGAGGAAGGCAGAGGAAGGAAAGGUUCAGGUCGUCCUGGCAGACAGCACAUCGGACCUGCAGGGAACGGCCGACGCCAGCAGAAGUGUGGAGGAGUCAGAAAGCCCUCGUCUCGACAGCGUCAGCCUUCAGUGCUGGGAGCCCGUCUUUGCUUCUGUCUAUUCUGUUGUUACGCCCCAAUAUAUCGUGUGUUUCAAUCAGACCAACCUGUCCUUCGAGGCUCAGGAAGUGUGCUCCCCUACCGGGACCCUGACUCAGCCUCAGUGGAGACAGAAGGCUAAAGAAGCCGAACAAGAGCUUCAGAUGGUGGAGGCUGAAGAUGAGGAGAAGCAGCACGAAGGCAAAGAACCAGAGGCUGAACUCGGAGUCAGAAGUGAAGGACUUCCUGAGUCGGACAGCAGCGAUCUCUCGGAGAAAAAGACCAGUGAAACUCCAGCAGGCACAUGUGAAGCUCCACAGAGCACCUUGCUCCCAGAGCUCUCUCCGGAGGUGAAGGAGGAGACGCCCGCUGAUGAGUCCAGCGCGUCGGGGGGUUUGGGCGGCGAGCAGCCGCUCCCUCCCGCCUGCAUCCCCGCACCUUGUGGAGGAGCUGCUGCCGCGGAGUGCGAGCAGGACUUGGGCGUCCUCUGCCAGAGCAACGCACCCAUACUGACAUCGGCGGUCGCGGAGCACAGGCGAGCGGUGCGUCCGUCCCGCCGGACUCAGGGCUCCAGGAACCCCCUGAGGGCCCUGGCAGCCAGGGAGGACAUCCGGCAGGACUACAUGGGGGACAGAAUCAACCCAGCGGCCGAGGAGAGGAGCCAGGCGGAGAAAAAUCCUCAUCCUGCCUCCUCAGAGGAACACACCUCCUCCUCUGAUGCUGAGAUCUCUUCUCACCCCCCGUUCAGCAGCCUGAUGCUCAUUCACAUAAAAGGUAGGCGGCAUGUGCAGGUCCGCCUGGUGGAGCCCUCGGCGAGGUCACUGAACAGCGGGGACUGCUUCCUGCUGGUCACUCCGGAGCACUGCGUGGCCUGGACCGGAGAGUUCGCCAACGAGCAGGAGAGAGCCAAGGCCUCCGAGCUGGCAUCGUUCAUCCAGAGCAGCAGGGACCUCGGCUGCCUGGCGCCCCACGUCGUCCACCUGGACGAGGGGCUGAACUGUGACAGCGAUGUGGCUGCAGACUUCUGGAGUCUUCUGGGAGGAAGAAUGCAGUACAGAGGAGCUGGUGCACCAGAGCAGGAUGAGUUCUACGAGCAGGGAGUGGUGGAGUCCAACUGCGUGUACCGGCUGGUGGAGAACAGACUGGUGCCUCACGAGCAGGCCUGGGCCUCCAUCCCCAGCACCUCCUUGCUGAGCUCCAGCGAGGCUCUGGUGUUUGAUUUUGGCAGCGAGGUGUAUCUCUGGCACGGACGGGAUAUUCCCCCCCGGAGCAGGAACGUCGCCCUCCAGCUGACACGCCAAGUGUGGAGCGGGGCGUACGACUACAGCAACUGUCGGGUCAACCCGCUGGAUCCCACUCAGAGUAACCCCGCCAUUCAGCUGAGGGGAGAGGGCCGUCCCGGCUGGGCUCUGCUCGCCAUCGUCGCCGAGGGCAACGAGACGGCUCUGUUCAGGGAGAAGCUGGAAGGCUGGACGGGCGGGACUGCAGGAGCAGAGGAGGACGCGUCCGCGAGGGACGAGACGCAGCCUGAAUCUCCUCCAUCUGACCUCCCGAGUCCCUGUGAUGCCAAAGCUCUGGUCUCCGCCGGGUCGGUGGAAGGAGACGGACCUGUCCGCACCGUGCUGGACGGGCUGGACAUCCAGAGGGGUCGCGGUAUCAUCACGCUGGAGGACGGUCAUCAGAUGGAGCUGAAAACCGUUGCCGUGGACACCUGGCACGUCCAGGAGUUUGACGACAGUGAAACACCAGUGGACAGCACCGGGCAGCUUCACGAGGGAGAUUCCUACGUCAUCCGCUGGAGCUACAGCAUCACCCGUGUUGAUAAUCAAAGCAGCCUAAAUGAGUGCGAGAGGGUUCCUGGAUCACAGCAAAGGACCGCCUUCUUCUUGUGGCGAGGUCGAUACUCCGGAGUGAGCGGACGGGACACGGCAGCUUUCCUGUCCAUAGGGAUGAGCAACCAUGAGGACUCUCAGGUGGUCGUACCUCAAGGAGAGGAGCCCCCCUGUUUCCUACAGCUUUUCCAGGGCGGCCUGGUGAUUCACAAGGGGAAAAGGGAGGAAGCCUCCACCAAUGCGGCGGGCUGGCGCCUGUUCUGCGUGCGGGGGGAGCUCCCAGAGGAGGGUUUGCUGCUGGAGGGGGACUGCUGCUGUGCAGGUCUGAGGUCCAGGGGCUGUGUAGUCCUGCUAAACAGCCAGCAGGCGGUGCUGUAUCUCUGGACCGGCUGUAAAGCCCAAAGCAGCUCCAAAGCAGUCAGCAAGCAGGCAGUGGAGAAAAUCACUCAAAUGUGUCCACCAGAGCUGGGUUUCAGCAAAAACACCCCUGUGAAAGUGCAUGUAGUGGAGGAAGGAUCAGAACCUGCAGACUUCUGGACAGCGCUGGGACAGAUGGACAGGAAGGCGUAUGACAGCAUGCUGCAAGAUCCAGGAAAGUACAACUUCACUCCUCGCCUCUUCCACCUGAGUUCCUCCUCGGGACGGUUUCAGAGCGAGGAGCUCCGCAGUCCGACGCGGCUGGCGGGACUCGUGAUGGCGAUGCCCUUCCUCCAGGAGACGCUCUACUCUGUGCCACAACCAGCCUUGUUCCUGCUGGACAACCGGCUGGAGGUUUACCUGUGGCAGAGAGGUCAGCCCGAGCAGACGGAGAGCUCCGCUGCAGCCUGGAACCUCUGGCACGACGAGAGAAAGUCUGCAAUGCAGACGGCGCUGCAAUACUGCAAAGAGUUGAACCCGAGAAGGCCUCCGCAGGCCUACCUCAUCUUUGAGGGGUCAGAACCUCUCACCUUCACCAACAUCUUCCCCCGCUGGGAGCGGAGCCUCGGACCUCACACACAGGGAGAACCCGGGCGAGUGAUGCUGACCGUGGUGCAGGACGCCCUGGCCCAGCUCAUGAAGACCCAGUACCCUCUGGAGGAGCUGCUGAGGAGCCCUUUACCCGAGGGAGUGGACCCCCAGCACCUGGAGGUUUACCUGUCUGACCAGGACUUCCAGACUAUCUUAGAAAUGAAGAGAGACGAAUAUGCCUCCCUCCCGAGCUGGAAGCAAACCGAUCUGAAGAAAAGCAAAGGGCUGUUUUGUUAAACAUCCAGAUCAAACGGAGGCUGACUGAAGCUCCGGCAGCAGCGACUUCCUCCUUCGGUGAGAGAGUACGAUCCUACAGGGAUGUUAGCGCCACGUUGUCGCACAAAGGACUAUCCACAAUGUAAUAAAAGAGAGGCGGGGCUGGGUCACAUUUAUUUAUGUCAAAUUUAGUAUGAGUGAGUGAACUUUUUAUUGGACACGGUUUUCUCUGUGGCAACCAUAUGUUUGAAAGCGAAGAAAAAAACUAUUAAAUAAAAAUUAAAAAAGA
This is a messenger RNA of Cololabis saira (Pacific saury), 5528 nucleotides long. It is a transcript of the gene svilc, whose product is annotated as supervillin c. The transcript has 33 exons. Lineage: Eukaryota; Metazoa; Chordata; Actinopteri; Beloniformes; Belonidae. Gene Ontology annotation, cellular component: cytoplasm; actin cytoskeleton. Gene Ontology annotation, molecular function: actin filament binding; phosphatidylinositol-4,5-bisphosphate binding. The record is from RefSeq and is a predicted model, not a curated record. Gene Ontology annotation, biological process: actin filament severing; barbed-end actin filament capping; cytoskeleton organization. The coding region runs from base 338 to 5260 and encodes 1640 amino acids.